Messenger RNA from Papaver somniferum (opium poppy), 2953 nucleotides. RefSeq names its product K(+) efflux antiporter 3, chloroplastic-like. Gene Ontology annotation, biological process: proton transmembrane transport; potassium ion transport. Gene Ontology annotation, cellular component: chloroplast; membrane. The coding region runs from base 216 to 2678 and encodes 820 amino acids. The transcript is spliced from 19 exons. Gene Ontology annotation, molecular function: antiporter activity. The record is from RefSeq and is a predicted model, not a curated record. Lineage: Eukaryota; Viridiplantae; Streptophyta; Magnoliopsida; Ranunculales; Papaveraceae.
CAUACAAAUUUGAAUAUACAUAUUACAAUUCUACCGAUUUCAUCCUCUUUUUGUUUUAGGGUAUUCAAACAAGGAACAAAUGCUCUUCAUUUUUCCUUGAAAAAUGAAAUAUUGUAGCUUCAGUAAUAAACAAUUCGAUUCUGAAGUAGUUGUUUCUAAUCAGUGAUUAUAUUCAGUCCAUUCGAGGAUUUGGCAACAACAUAUUGCUUGGAGCUAUGGCAGCUUCAUUGGCUUCUCCACAAUUUCUUGAGGGGCAUGCCACUAUGGAUCAAAUUAGCUUGACGAGGAAAUACCCUAAGGCCUUUUCAAGUUCGAGCAGGCAUUCCUUUUAUGUCCAAUCUUCUUAUAACCAGCAAGUUGGUCAUCUGUCGUACAAAAUAAACAACAGAAAGAAUCAUUCCUCAUUUAUCCCAGGGAGUAGCUCUGGGGGCAUAGCAUUUUUAACUCCAUAUGUUUUUGGUAGGAGAGGUAGUUAUAGUUGCCGACGCCUUAAAAAGGUCCAGAAGGAAAAAUUCAAGAUAUGUGCUCAAUAUGAUGUCGCCAGUGCUGUUGAUGUCAUUAAUGAUUUAGGAUUCGACACUUUAACGUUCCUGGGCGUGACUGUUCUGAUUGUUCCUGCAUUCAAGCUCAUUAAAUCUAGCCCCAUUCUUGGUUUCUUUUUUGCUGGAGUUGUGUUGAAUCAGUUUGGCUUAAUUAGAAACCUCACAGAUGUCAAGGUUCUUUCAGAAUGGGGAAUUCUUUUCCUGCUAUUUGAGAUGGGUUUGGAGCUUUCGUUUGCAAGGUUAAAAGCCCUUGCGAAAUUUGCCUUUGGGAUGGGAUUGUCGCAGGUUGUCCUGUCUACCCUUGCUUUUACAUCAUUUGAACUUCCACCAAAUGGGGCUAUUGGAACACAAAUUUUACAGUUUCUAUUCCACUCGAGAUCGGAUCUGGUCAAUAUCAGAACAAUCGAUGAAGCUAUAGUGAUUGGGGCUGCUCUCUCAUUGUCGUCUUCUGCUUUCGUGCUUCAGCUUCUUGCAGAAAGAGGUGAGCUCCCAACAAGAUUCGGCUCAGCAACUCUGGGAAUACUUUUGCUGCAGGAUAUAGCUGUUGUUCCUCUCUUAGUCAUCCUUCCAGUGCUAGAGACUCAGAAUCUGGUAGGGGAAAGCAUUUUGCCGCAGCUUGCUGCUGAAAGCUUGAAAGCUUUACUAGGACUUGGUUUGCUUUCUCUUGGAGGGAAAUUAGUUCUCCGGCGUAUAUUUGAAGUGGUUGCAGAAACAAGGAGCUCAGAAGCUUUUGUUGCUCUCUGUUUGCUUACAGUGGCUGGGACUUCACUUCUUACCCAAAAGUUGGGCUUCAGUGACACGCUAGGAGCCUUUUUGGCUGGGGCACUUCUAGCAGAGACAAAUUUUAGGACGCAGAUUGAAGCUGAUAUAAGACCUUUUAGAGGGUUACUUCUUGGGUUGUUUUUUGUGACAACAGGGACGUCCAUUGACACGCAGGUUCUGAUCCGAGAAUGGCCAAAUAUACUUUCGCUCUUGGCAGGUCUGAUCGCCAUCAAGACAUUCAUUAUAACAGCGCUUGGCCCCCGUUUCGGACUAACUUGGCAAGAAAGUAUUCGGACAGGAUUACUUCUUUCCCAAGGGGGAGAGUUUGGAUUUGUGGUAUUCUCGCUGGCAAAUAGGCUUGGAGUACUGCCGCUUGAGCUGAACAAAUUGCUCAUAAUUGUCGUUGUCUUGUCAAUGGCGUUAACUCCCCUGCUCAAUGAUCUUGGAAGGAAAGCUUCUGAUUUCCUUGAUGAGAAGCUUGACGCGAAGGAUAAAGUUGCUGAAGUGGACUUCAAUGUUACUGAACCUGUCGUAAUUUUAGGAUUUGGACAAAUGGGUCAGGUUCUUGCAAAUUUCUUAUCAACACCAUUGGCAUCUGAAAUGUAUGGAGACCUUGUGGGGUGGCCUUACGUAGCUUUUGAUAUUGAUCCUCGAGUGGUUAAGAAUCAACGGAAAAUGGGAUUCCCAAUCCUAUACGGCGAUGGAUCGCGUCCAGCUGUUUUGCAAUCAGCUGGCAUUUCUACUCCAAAAGCUGUGAUGGUUAUGUAUACAGGAAAACAAAAGACCGUUGACUCUGUUCAAAGAAUUCGCCUUGCCUUCCCAGCGAUCCCAAUAUAUGCCAGAGCACAGGAUUCUGCGCAUCUCAUAGAAUUGAAGAAAGCAGGUGCAACAGACGCCAUUCUCGAAAAUGCAGAGACCAGUCUCCAACUGGGAUCUAAAUUAUUGAAAGGGCUCGGCAUCAUGUCAGAUGACGUGAACUUUUUGAGUAACAUUGUUCGAGAUUCCAUGGAACUUCAAGCUCAAGACGAUUUGAGCCGAGAUGUUGACCGAGAAUUUGGUGUCAUGAAGCCUAUACAGGUAAGAGUUACGGACUUGAUGGGUUCCAGAACAACUAACUCAUCAAUCCCGCUUAAAAAAGGAACACAGAAGCAGCAGAACCAAGAACAGACGGAGACAGAGCCACCUUACAUUUCAGAUGAACCAUCAGACAUACGGGCCAUGUCUGGUCUAACUUACCCUAAAUCUAUUACAGAUGUAUCUGAGGAUGCUGAAGAUGGAAAAGGUGUAACAUACUGUGAGUUGGAUGUAGAUGACGGUGCGUCUAACAAAGAUAAAGAAGAAAAUAAAAUACCAACCACAAUUGAUCGAUCUUAGGAUCUUUGUUGUAUUUUUCCAGUAAACAAAAUUAUUUGGUACAUAAAUGUUUUUGUUUUACAGGGCUAUCAACAGUUUUAGGAAGAUCCUAAAUGAGUUUAUUUUGUUGUUUCUGUAGUAAAUGGGCACCGGAAUGAGUUUAUUUUGUUUCUGUUGUAAAUGGGCACCGGAAGUUGCUGAUAGAGUUUGUAACUUGGACGUGGCCAUACAUUUGUACAUUCUUCUGUAUAUUUAUUGAUGAAAUAAAUUAACUGAUCCGAUCAUUUGCAUUUUUA